This is a messenger RNA of Ochlerotatus camptorhynchus, 1513 nucleotides long. RefSeq lists its product as uncharacterized. NCBI's taxonomy places the organism in Eukaryota, Metazoa, Arthropoda, Insecta, Diptera, Culicidae. The transcript has 3 exons. The coding region runs from base 178 to 1410 and encodes 410 amino acids. The record is from RefSeq and is a predicted model, not a curated record.
CCGUCAGCGUCAACGCAUCCGUCAUGUACUAAAAAGGCUGACGGACGCAUUGACGCAGCGCAUGCGCACAAUCAUACGUCAUGCGUUGCGUUUUGACAGUAGCAUAAUCUCGUUGCAAUCAUUUGUUUUGGCAAAAGAAUUGAUAUAAAAAAAACUCCGAAAAAAAUUCUAUUAGAAAUGGAAGAAAUUCUGGAGGUGCUUCAAGUGUUGGACGAAUUGAGGAAGGCGAUCAAUUAUUCUAUAAAGCAUCCUCGUAGAACUCCGCGCAGGUGGUGGGUUCGGCCAUCAAAUGAAAAUCGCGAUACCGAAGGAUUCUUUGAAACGGAAUAUAUGCUGAUGAGGAACAGAGAUCCGGAGUAUUUCAUUAAAUCGGUCCGUAUGAAUCCAGAUGCAUUCGAUUUACUGCUGAGCAAGGUUGGUGGUCGUCUUGAAAAGUUUUCUUGGCGGAAACCGAUUUCACCGGAAUGCAGAUUGUUUAUGACUCUUAUGUUCCUCGCUCAUGGAUCCUCUGUCUAUGUGACUUCGAGGCUAUUCCGGAUGGGUGAAUCAACGGUACGGUUGAUAGUGUACGAAGUUUGCGAGGUUUUGUGGGAUUCGUUGGUGGUUGACUAUAUGCCUGAAGUUGACAAAGACAAAUGGAGCAUGUACAGCCAGGAGUUCUAUGAUCAAUGGAAUUUUCCCAACUGCUGUGGAGCCAUAGAUGGAAAACAUGUUUCAAUCCAAUGUCCGCCGAACAGCGGAUCGUUGUUUUUCAAUUAUAAACAUUUCCAUUCUAUAAAUUUAAUGGGCGUUUGCGAUGCAAAUUAUAACUUCAUUGCUAUCGAUGUUGGAGGAUAUGGCGGUAAUAGCGAUGGAGGAAUAUUUGCAUAUUCUGAAUUUGGGAGGCGAUUGGUGAAUGGCGCAUUGGAUUUGCCAGCACCAGGCAAGUUGCCUGGGUCAAAUGAAGUGAUGCCAUAUUUCAUUGUUGGGGAUGCAGCAUUUCCUCUCAAGAAUAACCUGCUCCGGCCAUAUCCAGGUGUUAACUUACCUCCAAUUCAAGACAACUUCAAUCAACGACUGUCCAGAGCCAGGAGAACCAUCGAAAACAGCUUUGGAAUUCUAGUGGCGAGGUGGAGGAUUUUGAAGAACACAUUAGUUAUGCUUCCAGGCUCGGUUGACAAAAUUGUGAAAGCUUGUGUCAUUUUGCACAACUUUGUUAAGAGGAAUUCAGCGAAUGAUUACUGCCCGCCAUGCUUCGUAGAUCAAGUUGAUGGUGAUGGGAACGUUAGUGAACCUGGUGAAUGGCGUACAUUAGUUGAUCCUCUGAGAAGUAUCAACUCUGCGGCCCUUCAAAGAGGCAACAAUGCGACGCGAUCCGCAUACGCUAACCGAGAUGUGUUGGCCAAACAUGUAUUCGAGCGCCCAAUUUAGUUAAAUAAUUAUCAAUUCACACAAUAUUUGAAAGGAAAUAUAAAAUAUAAAUUGUCUACAAAACUCUUUCACUAGUUGUAUUUUAUUGGGAAUAUUCACUGAA